AUGCCGGGCACUCACUAUGAGAGGUUAUCCACUCCAGGACGACCGUAAUACCUCCUAUCCUCCUUUGCACACUGCCAAUACGAUACCAAUCUCCUACAAGUUUCUCUUCAGAUCAUGCUACCUGUCCGGACGUGGAAAAGGAGGCAAGGGACUCGGCAAAGGAGGUGCCAAGCGCCAUCGCAAAGUUCUUCGUGACAACAUCCAAGGAAUCACCAAGCCGGCUAUCCGUCGUCUCGCUCGUCGUGGUGGAGUGAAACGUAUCUCUGGUCUGAUCUACGAAGAAACUCGUGGAGUUCUGAAGGUGUUCCUUGAGAAUGUGAUCCGUGAUGCUGUCACCUACUGCGAGCAUGCCAAGAGAAAGACCGUCACCGCUAUGGACGUUGUCUACGCUCUGAAAUGUCAGGGACGUACUCUGUAUGGUUUCGGAGGAUAA
Haemonchus placei is the source of this 433-nucleotide messenger RNA. NCBI's taxonomy places the organism in Eukaryota, Metazoa, Nematoda, Chromadorea, Rhabditida, Trichostrongylidae. The record is from the annotation of a GenBank genome assembly.